GAUGGCUGACACAACAACAAAGUAUUGUAUAGGACGGACACUGAACUUUAUUUAAAUGAUAUUCGACUUUGGAUCUGUGUACUACAUGUAUGGGGUAAAAAAAUAAAAGCUUAAAUAAUGAAGAGGAGAAAUGUGGAUUGUGCUAAGCUUCGUAGACCGUUAAAACGGACCAAAAUUGGUGAAGGAUUAUACGGAAGCACCUUUGUAUACAUCAAGUUUCUCCUGGUAUGGCUGCUUGUAUUGGCGGCAGAUUUCCUUCUGGAGUUCCGCUUUGAAUACUUGUGGCCCUUUUGGCUGCUUCUACGUAGUGUCUACGACUCUUUCCGCUACCAGGGUCUGGCAUUUUCCGUAUUGUUUGUGUGCAUGGCACUAACAUCGGAUAUGAUCUGCCUUCUCUUCAUCCCGGUGAAUUGGCUUUUCUUUGCCGCUUCCACCUAUGUCUGGGUCCAGUUUGUUUGGCACACAGAACGUGGUGUGUGUAUGCCCACAGUAAUAUUGUGGGCACUCUUCAUCUACAUUGAGGCACUUGUGCGCCUCAAAGAUAUAAAAAAUGUUCCCUUCCACUUAGAUUUGUGCAGACCCUUUGCUGCACAUUGUAUUGGGUAUCCAGUAGUAACUUUAGGGUUCGGCUUAAAAAGUUAUGUUGGGUACAGAUUGAGACAGAGAAAGCAGCGUGAAGUUGCUAAAGAAAAUGAAUUUUAUUUGCAACUGCUUCAAGAGGCAUUGCCACCCGAGUUGCAAGUCACAUCUAGUCCUGAUAAAUGUGUCAAGGAGAAAAGUGAGGAAGUCAGUAUCAGCGGUGAGGUGGAGGUCACUUCUGCCACCAUCAACCACACGGGAGGGAGCUGCAAUCUUAGUAGCAGUUGUAGUAGUAGCAGUAGCAGUAGCAGCAGUAGCAGUAGUAGUAGUAGCAGUAGCAGCAGCAGUAGUAGUAGCAGCAGUAGUAGUGGAGGUGGAGGUUGUGUUGGUAGCAGUGGGAGCAGCAGAGGUAGUAGAGGACUGAGGGUUGAUACAAAGCUGCCUGAACAAAACCAGCCUGGUGAGGAUAGUCCCCCACCACCUAUACACCGACCAGACAAAAAUCGCCUUCCUAAUGGCACCAUUCAUGCAGAGCUUGAAUAUAUGCAGAAAAAAGGGUGGUCAAAUUCAAAAUCUGUGAAUGACUAUGAUGAGAGUGAAGCAGAGAAAGACAAGAGUGCAAAAACUAACUCUGGAGGAAGCACCCCGUGUGGUGGUGGUUCUACUCAAACUUCUGGGCUCAGUGCAAGUUUAGAAACUGAAAAGAAGCGUGUUAAUGCUUCAAUACAGAGUAACGGGUCAGCCAAGAUUCCAGGAUCUCAUACAAACAACCUAAGAGAUUCUGGUUCAGGAGGUGGAGGACCUGCUUCCCGAGAUAAGAAAAACAAAAAUAAAGAAAGCAACAAAGACAGUACUCAUGGGCCCAAGGAAGAGACUGUCAGCAUUAUUCGGCUUGAAGCUGAUAUAAAGAGGUUGAAGGCAGACCUGCAAGCAUCACGGCAAACUGAGCAGGAGCUUCGCAAUCAGAUUAAUACACUCAUCUCUAGCGAUAAAAUCACGAGGCAGGAGAUGAACCAGCUUCAGCAAGACAAUGACAACUUGCAAAAUAAGCUUCAUGGGCUGGUAACUGCUCGACAAAAUGAUAGAUCGACUAUCAGUGGACUUGAGCGUCGGCUUCAGGAGGAGCGCCGUGCUCGUACUGCUGCUGAAAAUCAAGUAGCACAGUUAGAGCGGCGACAAAAGAAAGUUGAAGAGCAAGCACAAGCUAGAGCACACGCCUUAGCCAAUGCCAAGAGUGAAUGCAGCGAAUCUUGUCGCAGUCGUCGUAAUGAGCUUGAGGCUGAACUAAAGCGUUUACGACGUGAUCAUCGUCUGUCAGAAGACCGUGUCCGAAAUGUGGAACGAGAAAAUAUAACACUACGACAGUACAAGGAUAACCAAAAUGACACUGAGGUGCUCAUGUCUGCACUUUCUGCCAUGCAGGAUAAAAACACACAUUUGGAGACUUCACUAUCUGCAGAAACCAGAGUCAAGUUAGACCUUUUCUCUGCCCUUGGAGAAGCAAAAAGACAGUUGGAGAUCUCACAAGGGAUGGUGUCUACUAAAGACAAGGAAAUUGAAGACUUAAAGGCCAAGAUCACAGAAGUGUUAGCAGUGUGCCCACCAACUAGUUUCCACAAUGCCUCUCUUGACUCGACACCCAUUCAUUACACUUCAAAGCUUCUACCACAGGUGACAACUUGUGUUAUGGAACCAACUGCUUCCUUAGUGAUGGUUGAUGGCCUCAUGGAUACAUCACUGGACUCUCUGUGUGGGCUUGGCUUUACUCCUGCUGGACACACCCGUCCUCACACACUCUCUCCGCCUGUUCCAAUCUCUCCGCCUGUUCCUAUCUCCCCGCCUGCACCAAUCUCCCCACCUGCUCCCAAGAAUCCACAACACUCUACAUUGGAUCCCAAUGCUCGUGUCUACACUCCCAAGGGCACUGUGACAUCUGAGGCUUAACUCAAGAGCCCAGGAAUGGCAAGAUCAUAGCUGAAAGGUUUUAGGCAGAAUUUUAAUAGUUUCCAUAUUUGUUUAGGCUGACAUUCUGGGUGUGAACACAAAUAGAGUCAAGUGUUUUCAGGUGUGGCUUUCAUUUUUUUUUUUUUUUUUUUUUUUUUUUUUUUUUUUUCUUUUGCUAUAGUUGACCAUUUUGCUGUGUCUGACACCUGCUUAAGAGUAGAUUAUGUAGCUGAACAUCAACAGUCUGCUAAUCAACCAGAUGUUAAUUGUUUAUUAGGCCCCAAUGAGUCAGUUUUAGUUAGGAAAGCAUAAAGUUUCAAUACCAGUGACUAGUUUGUAUCAAAAUAUGAAAUGGACAUACUUUUUAUUUAUUGAGGAAUGAAGUAUGUCAGUAUCUGGCUUCAUAAUAAAAUUAUUAUUUUCACAAAAUAUUUAUUAGUUAUUUUCAUUCAUGCACAUUGCAUCAUUUCAUCCUCCUGUUGCUCAUCUGCAUUAACUCUGUUAUCCAGCUUACUGACUAUACAAGAACUUCAUGUGGAUGUAAAAAGCCUUUAUUUAGAAAAGAUAGCUAUUAUCUUAAGACUGGGUAUUAUUAAUAUAGAUAGAGGACAAUAAUAGUUUGCUUAUCAGUGUUUUAUCCUUUAAACCUUUAUUGAUCAUUAAUACAUUACAUAUUAAGUUUGACAGAAAAUGACAGUUUAUCUGGACUAUCUUUUCAGCCCCUUUGUGGUUUCCAUUCCUGCAAUAGGAAUUUCUUCUUGAUCUUAAUUAAAAUAUUUUGUUGUCUUGUAAUUGUAUUACAAGGAGAGUGAAGAUUCAAUAGACUUAACCUGUAAUAAGCCUAUGUAUUGCACCUGUAGCUACACUAACACACCUGUGGUUAUCAGACUAAUAGACUGAAUGGGGAAGGUGUUUGUAUGAUUACCUAUUUGAAUCUGAGAGGCUGAAUUUUAUCAUCUAGGCCUGGCUCUUAGCUAAAGUGAUUUUUCUGUUUUUUUUUUUUACUUUGUACAUGUGUUUGGGGAAAAGGGAAAUAACUUGUUUUUGUUCAAGGAAUUUGAGUUACAUCUUGCAUACCCAGAUAGGUGUAGGUGUGUGUAUGUGUGUUUUAUGUUAUAACCUCUUGACCCUUAGUGCAUGUGUAAUUACUUAUUUGAAUGUUUGGUUAAGUUCUAGCUCUUGGGUUAACUUUUUAGUUUUAUUUUAACAAAUUAUGUCUAGUAUUUACAUAUGAUCCCCUAGAUAGUGUUUGCUUCUGCUGUCAUUGUCUAGCUCAUUCCAGUUUACUGCUAUUUGGCUGAACAUUUCCUUAGGUUAAUGUUUUAGUUGGAUAUUCACUAUUCAUUUGUUACACCCUCAUUAUAUAUUCUUUCUCCUAGAGUAUAUAAGCUUUCAAUUGUAUAUUCUCUUGCUCUCUUGUUCCUCCAGGACAGUUCUAGUAGCUCAGUCCUCUCAGCUGUGGUAAUAUGCUGGAUGUAUAUCUUUAGACUUUUUUUUUUAGUUUGGCUUUGUGUUAGGCUAGGUGUAACAACCACAGUAGUGUGGUGAGGUCAAGAAUUGGUUGGACAUAUGGGAAAAGAAUAACUGAUUUAUUUGUUUGUUUUUUUUAAGCUUGGCUUUGUGUUCAGCCUGACACAACUAGCAUUACUUUAUGACAGUCUGUUCUUCACAUUGCUUGUUAUUGCUUUCUCACAUAUUUCGAUUACAUGGUACUUGUUUACUGUAAAUUCCAACAUCUGACUCCAGUUUCUGAUUUUAUCCAAGUUGUCUUGUAGACAUUUGCAAUAAUUUUUAUUGCAUAUUUUGCAAGUCAGUAUGUUCAUUUAGUUUUCUGUUCCUUUUUUCUUACUCUUAACAUUUUUCUUUCAAAUUGGAUAAACAUCUAUAAUCCUAUGUAAAUGGAGAACUCUAAGCAGCAGCUUUUAGCUAAAUACAAAUAAAUGCAAUCUCCCUAUCUUUUUUCUUGAUUAACUGGCAAUUAGUAUGAAAUUAAAAGAAAAAAAUCAGAGUGGAUAGCUUAGCAUUGUGCAUUCUUAAAAAUUCCAUGCUGAUAACUUGCCUGAUCCUUUUUUUAUCAGUAUCCAACAGUAAUUUUUUUUUCUUCUUUGGUGAUUUCAGUGGGAUCUAUUUUAUAUGGUUGGUUUUGAUGCAAAUUAAGUUUCUCUAUAUUUUACUCUUCUGUAAAUGUAUUCUGUAACUUUUUAGUUAAUGUUUUUCAUAUUUCUUCCUCCAGUAAUAGUAAUUUAUACCAUUGUUUUUGAUUCUUCGUAUCUUUAAUAUUUAGUUUACCUUAACUUUUUCAAAGUUUCUUCCUCUCUUCUUACUGUUUGUUCAUUUCUGUAUUUUUUUAAUCUGGUUUGGUGCAUUGUGUGUGUUCGUGAUUAAAUACUUGUUAAGGCUACAAAGACUGAGCAGGUCCAUGAUUUCUCUCCGCUUUUGCAAGGAUCAAGCCUCAUGAUUGCUGUUGAUCUGUCCUUUUAGAACGAGGGGGGGCAAGACGGUGAUAAUUAAUGCACGGGUUAUUGCAUACAUCUUGCUGUAUGGGUAGUCCAGUAAUUCUGAUUUUCUCACCUAUCUCUGAAGUGUGUGAAUGAGCAGAGAGCAAAAGUUAAUAAGCAAGUUACUGUGUGCAUAGUGCUGUAAAGGUAGUCCAACAAUUGUCUAAUUUUCAUCUCUUAUCACAGCCAAGAUGGCAUGGAUUAACACUGUACUGGCAUUUAGUUCGAGCUUAUUGUUUGCAGUAUAUUAUUACCCUGUAAUAUAUUAUUACCCAGCUCAUUAAAAUUUAAUUAUUAUUCACCUUAUUAGAGCCAUUUUGUUUCAUGCUAGUAUUAUAAGAAUAAUUCUUUAAUAAUUUUAUGCAUUUGACAAGCAAAGUGUUGUUUUAAAACUAAGUAAAAUUACACAAAAAAUGAUUUUUCUUAAGUUCUGGAACAGAUGGCAACUGUAGCACAGUAAUGGAUAAUUCUUUAUCAGUAGUGGAUAUGAAUUCUUCUAAAUAAUCUUAACCCUGAGUAAAUUUCUACAUCCUGUGAAUUCUAGUUUUUGUAAGGUAUCUUUGAUAGUUUCCUCAUUUUCAGGAUUAUUUUCAUCCCCUGAAGAAAUUCAAAGUAGCUGAAACAAUAGAAUUUUUUUUAGUAUUGACUGUAUUUGGUAAAAGUUUGUUUACACACUCAAGCAGUAAUCCAGACAUUUUUGCCAGCAUGUCUUGGAUAGCUAAGAGAGAUUUAUUUACUGUAAUGUAUCAUAAUACUGUAUAAUGCACAUGUUGUAUGGUGAAGAAUUGACAUUGAAAUUGCAGAGCAUCAGAAGUGAGAGAAAAAUGUAUCGAACUUCACUCUCAGAACCCAUCACCAUACAUGCUUCCAGGAGCAUUCCAUUGUCUACACAUAAUCAUAUAAACUUUCUUUAAUGUUAACGGAAAACCUCUCAUUACUUCAUCAUUUAAUUUAAUUUUUUUUUAUUUUUCCCCCUUUCACUAUAAGUUCAGGUAAAUAUACCUGCCUGAGUUCCUCUCAUAAUUGACCUGGUGAUUUAAAGUUGAAGGUAUCAUUUUGUAUUGUGUAAAUAGUCAUUUUUAUUUAUAAUAGAGUAAGUGCCAUAAGUACAAAUCGUUAUAGUUCCUUCUUUUAGGAAGAGCAUUUCUCUUAUCUUGGGUAACUUUUUUUUUUUUUUUUUUUAAACAAGAGUACAUGUCAUUUUUUUUUUCAUUUUCUGUCUGGAUUAAGAUGUGUAUAAUGCUACUUAAUCAGAGUUAAGGCAUUAUCUUAUACUGUACACUGUCUCCAAAUUAAUAUUUUCUAGGAUCUAAACUGAUGUUACAAAGAUAAUACUAUAUUGCGGAUGGGAACUCAUAGAGAUUAAUCCGCUAUGCUGAUACUAAUUUAGAUAUAAGAUUAACUAAGGGUGUACUUGAGUAAUGAGAGUGGAAAUAGGUACAAACAAAGUAAAAAUUAAGUAACAGACAAAUUUAGUAAAAAAAUACUGAUAAAUCUAGAGGAAUGCUGUAGAGGUGCCACAUGGAGAAACAUACAGAGGUCAUAGUGGGUGUAUGAAAUUUGGAAUAAGUCAUACUGCUCUGUAAUGGGAUAAAGAAUAUAGAAUAUAAAUAUAGCUUGAGAUUUGUAGAGACUAAAUUACUGUCCAUGGAUUCAUAGCCCUUGUGGCUUAGCGCUUCUUUUUGAUUAUAAUAAUAAUAAUGUCCAUGGAUUCAGUGUGGGGGCCACCAUAAGCUUCAAGUAAAAAUUGUAUGUUGCUAUUUAAUACAGAGUUUCAACACUUCACAGGAGUACAGUUAGUUCUCUUAGGUGGUACUUUUAUAAAAUGAAAGUUUUUAAUUAUGGAAAAGAAAGCUUUCAAAAUUUUUGGUGAGCUAGGAAGAGUGAAGAAGUUGCUCUUUGUAAGGCAUACAUACCAUUUACUUGGUAUGUGGUAGUAUGUGGCCCUAAGUCAACUGAUCAAACUAAAAGAAUUAUACUGUGUACACAAAAAAAAAAACCAUACACAAGCACACACAUGCAAAAGCACACACACACAAGCGCACACAUGCACAAGCACACACACACAUGCACACACACAAGCACACACACAAGCACACACACACACAAGCACACACACACAAGCACACACACACAAGCA
Cherax quadricarinatus is the source of this 7161-nucleotide messenger RNA. The record is from RefSeq and is a predicted model, not a curated record. NCBI's taxonomy places the organism in Eukaryota, Metazoa, Arthropoda, Malacostraca, Decapoda, Parastacidae.